GAAUACUCUCCGCCUCCGCUUUGUGCUCUACAAAGAAAAUAUACACAACAAAAACAAUCGAAAAUUUUCCAUCAAACUUUUGGAAAAUUUGAUUAUCAGCAAAGAAAUAAUGUAAACUUCAAAAACGCACUGCGAAUACACAGGCGAUGGAACCAAGUCGCAGCAGAGUUUGCAUUUGUUAUUUGAUAUCGACAUUUCUGAUUGGUUACUUCAUCUACAUACUGGUCUCGAGCAAUUUGGAGAAUAGUCGCAAACUCGGCCGACUGCGUGAGGAGGUCGACGAGAUAGCGCAUGUUGUGCUGCACACGGCGCCGGGGCAAGGUGACACAAAGCACUUGAAUGAGAUUGUUGACGGCAUACUAAAGAAGCGGCUCGCCGGCAUCUGGGAUGAUUUGUACACGAUGAAAAAGCAGUUGCGCCUCACCGAAUGCACCGGCCGCACAACAGCGGCGGCACACACCAUGACGGCGGACGUUGAGGGUGGUGCGCUGAUGGCGAUGCCAGCGCGGGUCAACUAUGCGGCGGAGGAGUUGGGCGCGAAGGUGCAAGAUGUGAAUGCCGAACCGUUGGAUGGCGGCAAUCUGGUGCGUUCGAUGCUCGGGCUGCAGUACAGCGCGAAUCCGCCUAUAAAUAUGCUAAAGCCCGGCAUGGAGCCGGGCAAUUGUUUCGCUUUCAAGCACGCCAAGGCGGUGGUGACCAUCAAGCUGGCGCAGGCGAUAUUUGUCGAGAGUUUCGAGUUGGAGCACCUGUGCAGAGGCAAUGCGCCCAAUAAUGAUACAACGAGUGCGCCGAAAGAGUUUGAAGUUUACGGCAUCACUGCUGCUUCAUGGAAGGAAUCGAAAAUUGGCGACUUCAUUUACACAAAUCAGCAUCCGCCAGCGCAAAACUACGCCGUGAAGAGUGAAUGCAAAUUCCUUUAUAUGCGCUUCAAGUUCAAGUCGAAUCAUGGGCACCCGGAAUACACCUGCAUUUAUCGUAUUGCCGUCUAUGGGCGUAGUCAGAAGUGAUUGCAUGAGUAAUGGAUUUCCGAGUAGAAUUCAACUGGUUGUUGGCAUGCAUUGUCAUCUACAUAUUUAUAGGGUUUAUCUCACUUACAUAUACAUAUGAUAAAUAAUAUGCAUAUAUGCUGAAUAGUAUUUAUUAUAACUUUAUUUUUUCUACGACUGAGGUAUAAUAUUUGUUAAAGGAAAUUGUUAACUUUAUGUGCUUACACUUAUGUUCGGUAUAUUUUUUACAUUACUGCUAUAAACUACACUGGAAAAAAAUAUUUUUUUUACAUAAGUGCCAUGUGAAUUGUAUUUUUCUGUAACGCUUGUAAUUUAUUCCGUUAAAAUAUAUUAAAU
Molecule: messenger RNA, 1343 nt
Organism: Zeugodacus cucurbitae (melon fly)
Lineage: Eukaryota; Metazoa; Arthropoda; Insecta; Diptera; Tephritidae
Gene: spag4
Product: SUN domain-containing protein 3
Exons: 5
Coding region: 147-1007 (286 amino acids)
Biological process (GO): nuclear envelope organization
Cellular component (GO): nuclear envelope; meiotic nuclear membrane microtubule tethering complex
Molecular function (GO): protein-membrane adaptor activity
Source: RefSeq, a predicted model, not a curated record